This is a messenger RNA of Notodromas monacha, 1395 nucleotides long. The record is from the annotation of a GenBank genome assembly. Lineage: Eukaryota; Metazoa; Arthropoda; Ostracoda; Podocopida; Cyprididae.
AUGCAGGAGAGCCAACAGCAGCAUGAAAUCAAUGACGAGUCCCUGUCGUAUGUGCUCUCUGUCGUCAGGGCCCAGGUGGAAGCAGGUGUCGCAAUCCUGAUCCACGUGUGCCACCUCAUCAUUGCCGAGGGCCACCAUUCCGUGCACGGCGACGCACUGCAACACGCUGAAAUGGCCGUGGAACACAUGAAGGAGUUGGCGAGGAUCCUCGAGUCCAGUGUGUCGGUGUUGGCCAAUGUGGCCCUGGAAAACUGCGGGUCGACGCCGUCGACGUCGACCUCGUCGACAUCCUUGUCAGCGCGAGUCAAUAACAAGCGACUGCGAGUCAGGUCAAUACCGGAUUCCGCAAUCAUGCCGCGGGUGUCAGCGUUUGCCAAACUCGGAAAUAGCAGGCGGAAAAGUUUGAGAAGGAGGAGUGAUCAUCGCAAAAGUGACGUCGGUGCUGCUGCUGCUGCUGCUGCUGCUGCCGUUGCAACUAAUAGGACGCGAGAGGACCCGGCGGCGUCGUCUUCGUCGUCGUCGUCGCCAGAGGUGUCAUACGAAGCCUUGUUUGAAAAGCGAUUGACAGACUUUGCCGAGUUCCAACGCAAGGUCCUCAUGGCAUCUCUGGCGGAAAUAAGGAAAAGAGCCCCUCUGGACACGACCAGGCUGGUGACCGAGGAACAAGGUCAGUCUGUUUCUGCCACCGAGUGGAAAGACCGGAUCCAGGGCAUGGAAGCGGAACAAGAGGCUUACCUGUCCUGCUUUUUUGCGUCUGUAGGAACAGUGACAUUUCCGAAAUUGAGCGCAGUUCGGCGAGACACAGUUUAUCCCGCUUCCGCUCGACUCUCGCAGUCGUCCAUCAGCAGCAGUCAAAUGUCAUCUCGUCCAUCGAAACCGGAUGCAGUCGGUCUGCAGGGAAUUCUAUUGGAUACCUUGGUUAAAGUGGUCAAGAGAGAACGGCCUCACGUGGAGCUGAUUUCGCACAGCUUCAUGCAGCUCAUGAUGCGGAAUCAGCACUAUUUUCUCGAAGACGUGGUGAAACGCGUGUCGGCAGGCAAGAAUCCCGAAGACACCAAAGUAUUGCGUCAUCUGGAAAAAUUGCAGAAGAUCAAGUUGGACACGGACUACUUGACACGGGCCUACACGGAAGCCAUGCGGAACUACUCGCGGAAACUGGGAUUCAUCACGUCAUGCCACUUUAAUUUCAUCACGGAGUGUCGAGCCAAGCCGGAACUGUCGACGAGGAUCAGCACGCGGCUGCCGGAAGUGUUUUCUGCUGCCCUGGCAGACCUGGAGAAACUCCUGGCGGCGCUGCGAUCGGCGCCGCCUUCCAAGCUGCACGUCGUCCAAAUGGCGGCGUCCCGGGAUUCGUCGCAUCGCCAGCAAAGAAGGCUCAACAGCAUGGGCGUGUGA